Molecule: messenger RNA, 6342 nt
Organism: Vollenhovia emeryi
Lineage: Eukaryota; Metazoa; Arthropoda; Insecta; Hymenoptera; Formicidae
Gene: rod
Exons: 30
Coding region: 193-6327 (2044 amino acids)
Biological process (GO): mitotic spindle assembly checkpoint signaling; protein localization to kinetochore involved in kinetochore assembly; mitotic sister chromatid segregation
Cellular component (GO): cytoplasm; kinetochore microtubule; RZZ complex
Molecular function (GO): small GTPase binding
Source: RefSeq, a predicted model, not a curated record
AAAAACGCAAUUUCGAGAAUUUGGCGUACUAGGAAAACUUUUGACCGAUUGCCAACGUUUAAAUUUAAAUGGGAAUUGCGCAGCGCCAUCCGUGGAAUAUAAGGUGCAUUAACUCAUAAAAAACACGUCCAUCUUUCGCGCCUAGACGAAACGAUCGAGUGCGAUUUAGUACGAUCAACACGAUCGUAGAAAAUGGCUUUGUGGAGUAAAGUACAGUCGGGGUUUGAUGUUGAGGAUGAGACUGUUAACUUUGGAACGCGGAUAAUCGCGGAAAACAAUGGUUCGCUGUACGAGGCAUGCACUGUGGCAACGAUUCAAUCGAUUGAAAAGGUGGAGCAACAACCACAUGUUAUAGCAUCCAUUCAACAUUCUAAGAUUUGUGUAACAAUUGACAAGUCAAUUACAAUCUUCAAAGAUGAAACAUGCGAUGAAAUAUUAUGUAAUAUUAGCUUUCCCUCCAUGAUAGCCAGUUAUUGCGUUUCCAAGGACAGUUUCUUUUUAUUUGUGGUGCUCACAACCAGGAUUUUAUACUGUUUGCAUUUAUCAGAUGGGAAAAUAAUUUUUACUAAAACUAUACCUGAUAAUAAGGAUAAAAUACUAGAAAUAUUUUUGAAGGAACAGAAUAAAGAAACAUGUAUUACUCUUGUUACAAAUACUGGAGCUAUUUACAGAUUCUCCAAAUUUGAUCCCCAAAUUUUAGAGAUUGCAUUUACUAGCAAUGAUCAAGUUAUGGUAGCACAAUAUACAGCAGAAAUUCAGUGUUUCCAGCUGUUUGAAGGAUUUGCUUCUUUGGAAUUUCUUAAUGCUACGGUAGAUGUAUCAUCUGAAGAACUAUCGAUAGUUAUAGUUGGAACAAAUUCGAUAUUUACUUGGCCUAGUGAACAACAUAUUGUUUUUCAAAGUAUAUUUCCUUUUGGAUAUAAAAAGGUACAACCACUGUAUGGCAACAGUAAAAUGCUUGGUCUCCGUACUGAUGAUACAUUAAAUAUAAUAUGUCUGAAUACAUUUCUUACGUUGAAAGUAUGCGAUGGGCCAGUGUUUGAUUUUAGUGUAAUACAACAUGAUGAUGCUGAGCACUGUGAAAUUUUGUUUCUAACGCAUUCUAAGAAUAAUUGUGCUUCAUAUGCAUUGCAUGUUAUUUCUUACCCAGAUUUUGAACAGAAAUUAGAAAUCAACGUACCUACCAGUACUUAUUUAUUGAAGGUUUUACACGCUUCUGAUAAUUUAUUUUACAUAGAAGGUAUUACAUCUGUGGAGACUGGUAUUAUUGACACGUUUAGGAUAAAAACGUUAUUGGAAGGUAUUCCCGAAAUACGUUUAUCAAGAUUAUUGAAGAAGAGACAAUUCGCUGCAGCUGAAGCUUUUGCAAAAAAAUUAAAUCUUUCACUGGAAUCCAUUUAUUGUUCUAAAGCAACAUUACUCGUGGAGCAGCUCAGUCCCUGGGCAAAAUCUGUUCCGGAUUCGAGUAAUGUGGAUACAUUGAUAAGUAUUCUAGAUAAAGUACAAGAUAUGCAGUAUGUGGUUGAAUGUUGUAGUAAAGCCCUCGUUUCCGAUUACGUACAAAUGAGACGGAUAUAUUCAUAUGCUCGACAAAGAAUAGUGCAAAAUAAUCAGAUAAGAAAUAUCAAUAAUGAUUCAUUGAAUACCUAUCUAUCUGUAAUGAACGACGCUUUAUAUCGACUUGAGACUUUCCAAAUGAUCCAAGACACUAAAGUGGAUACGUUGUUGAACAACGACGCUUCUAUGCAAGAAUGGAUACGAUUUUCACAAACAAAUUUAUUGGAAGAAUGUACUACCUAUUUAAGCAUGGGUCAACUAAAAUCUGCUACAUUUAUUUGGACGAGACAUCUUCCGGAUUUUGUAAAACACGUAUCUAUGCAGACUGUACAAAACAUUUUUACAAUCUUACCCGAAGAUGUGGAUCCAUCAUGUUUAUGGCCGUGGCUUGUUCAUUUUGUACCAACAUUAUUAUCCUUAUUACCUGAUGCAAUAAACGAGAUUAUAUCUUGGAGUUUAAAAAAAUUGAAAUAUCUUGAGAUAUCUCAUCGUACAGUAUGGCCAGAAAUUGGCAGAGAGUUUGUUGAAAAGUUUAUAAAAUUACUCAAAUUUGAAGCUAAUCAAUCAGUAUACUUUCAUCAAGAGUACAGAUAUCAGAACUCUCUACUGAAACAGUUUAUGAUUAUGUUUCAAGCUUUAUCCGAUAUUCAACAACUGAAGAUUGUUUAUAGAUUGAGGAUACGUCUUGAUAUCUACGUUGGCUCACCUGUAGAAGCAGUUUAUAUGUUGUUGGAUAAAAUACACACUGACCAAAUACCGAAUUUUGUGAAAACGUUCCUAAAACAAUAUAUACUUAAUAAUAAUUUACAAAACGAUGCUGUUCUUUGUAUGUAUAUUCAGAAAACUAUAAAAAAUUCGUACAGUUGGUUUAAUGCAGAAGCUACAUGGGAAAAAAGAGUUACUAUUAUAAUAGGCCUUAUACACGAUAUGGAGAAACGACUCGACCAAACUUUGAUGGUUUUAAGGAAAGCGCCAGUACCUUGGAGUCCAAUUAUAGCUACUCUAGCAGAAACAAGUAUCAAUUAUGAUCACAGUUUAUCUUUUAAAAUUAAAAUGGAGUGCGAUUAUGUUCCAAUAAAACUCAUCUUAAUAAAAUAUGGAUAUGCAACAAUAGGUGUAAAUAAUAAAUUAAUGUCACGUAUAAUAAAAGAAAAUUGCAAUUCUAUGAUUAAUGACAUAGAUGUGCUAACUAGAGACGAUCAGCAGUUAAGACAAGAUGCAUAUUGUCGGUGUAUAACCGCCCGAUUAAAUGAAAAAAAUCUCCAGAGAGCAAUAGAUAUAAUACAUCAUUUAGAAAAUGAUGUUGCCACCGUUUUAUAUUGUUUUGAAGGAAUUGUUCAUUAUAUUGUUUCAGCUUUCUCUUUUCAGGACGCAACAACGUUUUUGGUCUAUCACAUGGAAAUAUUGGGUUGCUUAGAACUUAAAAUAUCUAAUUUGUUAAAGCAGCCAAAUGUUUGUCCCUAUCGUUGCAACAAUAUUAUCAAAAUGAUAAAAGAUUUAAAGUCAUUGUACGCAUUGAAAAAAUAUUACAAGAUUGAUAUUUCUUGGAAAGAUUACCAUACGCAAAAGUCACUUAUGUUGCAAAACUAUAUCUCAAAAUUGCUUCCAAAUACGAAAGAGAACGAUUGGAAAAUAACGUGCAAGACAGUUAUUAAAGUUGCUGAGCUGUUAAGAUUAGAAAAGUCAUAUACAACCGUGUCUAUAUUAGAGCAGAUAAAAAAUUUAAACGGAUUGAAGGAACUUAUUGAUUAUGAUGAUGAUAAAGAUUUAAAUAUGACGUCCGACAAAUUUAAAAAUGUACAUAAGACAUGCUUAACAGUACUACAACAUGCUGCUGUAGACACAAACGUUGUAAAAAUGAUCAGAAACUUGAGUAUUAAGAUGUUGGAUACUUGUCAAGACAGUGAUUUACAAUCUGCACUAACGCUUUACACUUGUAUGAAUGAAUGUCCAAGCCUUCCUACCCAAGAUUGUUUUAAUGUAAAACAGGAGCUCGUAACACAAUCUAAUUGGAAGUUAUAUACAAUUUAUAAGGAUCAAGCAAUAUCUUUAGAUGAAAGAUUGUUGUCUCUGUUUAAAGAUGCAAUUUCUCUGCACAUAUAUUAUUCAAAUGAAAUCAACGAUGAUAAAGUUAUAAAUAAUGAUGAACAAAUACAUCAAUUCCUGGAAAAUACGAGAAAGCUGCAAUCCCAACACACUGAUUAUUCUUUAUGGAAAAUUUUCAAAAUGGUAUAUUUUAUAUACCAUAAUACGUCUAUGAGAAACGAAGAGAUAUUAACGGAAAUGAAACGUAUAUUAUCACAGCUUCUAAUGAAUUUACUGAGAAAGUUGUGCACCGGACGGUCAUUCGAUUUGUCGUUAGGACUGUCGUGUCUUUUUAUGUUAUCUGAACAAGAGGCGUGCAAUUGGUUUUCCACAGUUUUUACAUCAUUUCAGGCCGAUUAUAUUCGGCAUUGUACAAUCUCAACUUUGGGAUACGAAUAUUCGCGUUUGGGGCAAAACCGAUCGUUAACGCAGACGUUUGAGAGUUACAAGCUACUGCAUAUUUGGGCACAACGACUAUCACAUUAUUCAAUAACUUCUAAAGAAGUUUUAACAAAUACUGCUUCGAGCAAAAGAGAAAUUUUACAGCAGAUUAUAAACAGUAAUAAAGAUAACGUGAUUCCCUUACUAAAGGAUUAUUGUUAUAGCUUCGGAUUUAAUUACAAUGAUAGUUUAUUGCUUUAUUUACAAAUAUUACUAAAAACGUGGAAUCCGACGAUAACUGUUUCAAAUACAAGCAUGAAUAAAGAGUUACUUAUCUGUAAAGAUGAAAUCGAUGAAUUAAGAAAUAAAUGUAAUGCAGCUGUUGCGGAAAUGGAAGAUAAAUCAAUGUUAAAGCGAUGUAUCUCUACAUUAUGGAACCAUAUAACAUUUUAUCACUAUGAAGUGUUUAUUAUACUAAUGGAUCUCAUAGGAGAUAAAAGUAUGGAGAAGAGGAAUUAUCUCUGCUUCUUGCAAAAUUACACUCGGAGUGGGCUUCCUACGUCAAUGGAACAUGAAGAGUGGAUACAGCUUAAUCCUGGACACAGUACGUUGCCGCCAAUAGCCCAGUGGAGACUUCCAUUCUUGUUUAAAGUCGAUAUUUGGAAAAUCAUUACUCCUGAGUUAAAUUUACGUACAUACGACAAGUGGCUUGAUAUUGCACCUGUACUUAAUUUAGAGACACACCUCAUAUGCACAUUAGCUAUUAAGGGUGAAGUGAUACGAGUGUGGAAAACUGAUUCUACUAAUGCACAAGAUACUGCAUGGUCGCUUGAAUCGAUAAACACCACGUUGCUAAAAGAUAUCAAAAAGUGUAUACAACGGAUGACAGACUCAGAUGGAUUCUAUUACGGUACCGCAGCAUUGUACUAUGUCGUAAAUCAUACACCUCCGGGUGCUGAUCGCGUUGCUGCCGCGAAAGAAUGUUACGAGUACGCUGAGCUGGCAGCACAGAAUUCGACUAAAUUCGAAGAAGGAAUGUUAGAAAAAAUUAAAUCUAAAUAUUUGAGAUUUACGUCCGAACAUAUUCUACGUACGUACGGAUUGGUGAAGGAUAAGUAUCUUACUCUAAUCGAAAAUCCGUACAAAUUGGUGUGUGAGCUGUACAAUGACGAAAGUAUACCAUUACGAUAUCGAACCGCAAUCAACUACAGACCCGAUAUUAACGCUGCUGUUAGCGAGCUGGGUAAACUAUUCUCGUUGAAUAUAAUAAAAUUGCGUAUGAAUUUAUUGGAAGAAUGGCUACAGUCUAAUGCCAGGUAUACCGAAUUGUCCCAGAGCUUUACAGAGACGUUUUUAGCGACGAAAGAAUCUGAUCAGAAUAACGAUUGUGACGAUAAUUUAUUUAGGAUAUGCUACAUACUGGAGUAUGGAGAUAUAGAAUUAUUUGCACAAUUUCUUGUAAACAUAGGUUUUGGCGAUCAUGACGAAACUCAAUACAGUUGUAACGUACGAUAUCGAGUAUUUCAAAUAUUGCAAACUGUCGUAGACACUACUACGUUGGAGGAAUUAACCAAGCAAGAUAUAUGCACCUUUAGACAGUAUAUGAAAUCGUUACAGUACAUCGGUAAAUUGGAACCGUUAGGAUUAUGUUACAGCGUUGAUACAUUUAACACGUGUUCCAAACGGGAGCUUGUGGAAAUAUUAUGGAAAAGUCAGCGUCAUUUGCCCUAUGCUCUCUCCGUCAUAGCGCAAAUCUCCAUUGAAUUUGAAAUCGAUGAUAUCCUACUUUGGGAUGAUACUUUGAAUCAGAUGACGAAAUUGCAAAUGGUGAGUGACUUAAAGAAACUUUUACUGCAAUUACGAAAGAAAAGUGUCAUUGUCAAUUGUAACGGUUACAAAACGGGAUGGCAAUUGAUUAUCUUUGAGCCGUUCGGCGAGCUGGAUAUAAAUCCGAAUCAGGAACAAAUUGAUAAUUGCAUCGAUGCGAUCUGUCUGCUGUAUUCUUGUCCUGUUGUACAUGAAUUAGACUUCGCCACCAUCGUGAAAAAUUGUUUUGAAAGUAAACAAAUACACUUGGCUGCUGCACUUCUACCAUUUUUAAAUGAAUCUGAAAGAAAGUUUGUUUUGGAGGUUAUUAAUAAAAAAUGUCAAAUCAAAGAACUCACAGAGGAUUUGAAUCAUUUAUCUUCUAAAGGAGUACUCACGGUUACGCACGUAAGCAAUAAAUUUGUAUAUAUAAAACAUAUAAAAAUGUUAUUUUGUUUUUAUAAGCGCAAUAAUCAAAUUUAUCCUUUUUAUGUUUAGAGUCUCGCCAUGGUG